GACUCGCUCUGGCUCCUCUCGCCGUCCUGAGCCUCGGUGGAGUGGGGAGCCGCGUGUAAGAUGCUCUGACCUUUGACCCGCCGUUCAGCUGUCGGGCCCUGUGCAGGGACUUGGUGUCUCCAGCAGCCGCGCCAUGAACACCUCCCCAGGCACAGUGGGCAGUGACCCGGUCAUCUUGGCCACCGCCGGCUAUGACCAUACUGUGCGGUUCUGGCAGGCCCACAGUGGGAUCUGCACGCGCACCGUGCAGCACCAGGACUCUCAGGUGAACGCGCUCGAGAUCACGCCAGACCGCAGCAUGAUUGCAGCAGCAGGUACUGCUGACCCUUGACCCCUGACUCCUGACCUCCACUGGAUUGACCUGGGCACAGCCAAGUUUAAAUUCCGCCUAUGCCCCUAGGUUACCAGCACAUCCGCAUGUACGAUCUCAACUCCAAUAACCCCAACCCCAUCAUCAGCUACAACGGCGUCAGCAAGAACAUUGCAUCCGUGGGCUUCCAUGAGGACGGUCGCUGGAUGUACACGGGAGGAGAGGACUGUACCGCUAGGAUCUGGGACCUCAGGUCCCGGAACCUGCAGUGCCAGCGGAUCUUCCAGGUGAAUGCGCCCAUCAACUGUGUGUGUCUGCAUCCCAACCAGGCAGAGCUCAUUGUGGGGGAUCAGAGCGGGGCCAUCCACAUCUGGGACUUGAAAACAGAUCACAAUGAGCAGCUGAUCCCCGAGCCCGAGGUCUCCAUCAUGUCUACCCACAUCGACCCUGAUGCCAGCUACAUGGCGGCUGUCAACAGCACCGGGAAUUGCUAUGUCUGGAACCUCACAGGGGGCAUCGGCGACGAGGUGACGCAGCUCAUCCCCAAGACCAAGAUCCCGGCACACACCCGCUACGCCUUGCAGUGCCGCUUCAGCCCCGACUCCACGCUCCUCGCCACCUGCUCAGCCGACCAGACCUGCAAGAUCUGGAGAACGUCCAACUUCUCCCUGAUGACGGAGCUGAGCAUCAGGAGCAGCAACCCCGGGGAGUCGUCCCGUGGCUGGAUGUGGGGCUGCGCCUUCUCGGGAGACUCCCAGUACAUUGUCACCGCGUCCUCCGAUAACCUGGCGCGGCUCUGGUGUGUGGAGACGGGGGAGAUCAAGAGAGAGUAUGGCGGCCACCAGAAAGCUGUCGUCUGCUUGGCCUUCAACGACAGUGUGCUGGGCUAGCCUGCACCCCUUCGACUGCAUCCGGUCAGCUGGACUGCUGGAGACCCCGGGCAGAGUAGACCC
Molecule: messenger RNA, 1263 nt
Organism: Trichechus manatus latirostris (Florida manatee)
Lineage: Eukaryota; Metazoa; Chordata; Mammalia; Sirenia; Trichechidae
Gene: MLST8
Product: MTOR associated protein, LST8 homolog
Exons: 8
Coding region: 391-1200 (269 amino acids)
Biological process (GO): TOR signaling; regulation of actin cytoskeleton organization
Cellular component (GO): TORC2 complex; TORC1 complex
Molecular function (GO): protein binding
Source: RefSeq, a predicted model, not a curated record